Molecule: messenger RNA, 1685 nt
Organism: Ectocarpus sp. CCAP 1310/34
Lineage: Eukaryota; Phaeophyceae; Ectocarpales; Ectocarpaceae
Source: the annotation of a GenBank genome assembly
GUUACCUAGACACAGCACACGAGCAGCACAGCGUGCCCUUCCGAACGAGCAGGGUUGCACACGCUGAAGCAGUCGUAGGGCCGGGCCGGACAAUAGAUACUUGUAGGAAGAGAUAAGCAGAAAGAAACGGUUGAGGAUACGAUCCAGCAGCAUGGCGUUUAGGGCGACGCAAGCGGUGCGAAUGGUGGUCAAGAAGACCUCCACGGGGCUUGUGGGAUUAGCUGUGGACGUCAACGCGCGAGCCAACUUCAUCGCGUUGCAAAAACAGAUCCUAGAGAAGAUCAAGGUUAUCCCGGAUCACGCGCAAUACCGGAAGGACGUGGAGGCUAUCAGUGGGUACAGGCUCAAAGUGGCAAUGGAGAACGAGGACGAGGAGACGAUAGAGGACAAGAUCAACCACGGGCAGCUGGAGGAGCUCCUUGUGGACGGCAAGAACGAGCUCAAGCUCAUCGACAAGUACGCCGAGUGGCGGCUGUGGGAGGCAGUGGACGAGCUCAACAAGGCCGACCCGGAGAGGCAGGAGGCCUAAAGUUCCCGUCUGUGUAUUUGUUCGGGCGAAAUGAAAGCGCCAUCCACGUGCGUAUUCUGGCGAGAGAAAGCUUAGUAACCCGCCUACGUAUCGGUGCCGAAAGAGGCGUUUAACCUCUGCGUAUUCCGGCCAAUGGAGGCCUACAGAUUCUGUAGCGUGUUCGGGCGAAAGGAAAUGCUGGUUCCGUCAUCGUACCGGAGAGGAUGGAUGACAGUCCAGAGAGGAGAUGGUGUAGUUCGGAGGAAGCGAGGCCGGCACCGUACAAGAAGCCGGUGGGGGGGGGGUAUGGGAGACAUCCUGGGGGGCGGGGGCCGGUAGAGCAACGGAGCGGGCCUUCUUUCUAGCACGUUUUUCGUUCUCUGUGACGACCUACACGCCGAGCGUAUCUCGACAUGUGCAUCUUUUUUUUUAUUUCGAGGGAUGCUUCCUCGGGUGCUUGCAUAGGGCAGUAGGGUGGUACCCUUGAUCAAGAAUGCUGCUCACGUUCGCGAGGCAUACAUGUGUCGAUUGCGACAAGCUGGGUGUUAUCCCAGUCCGGAUACUAACUAGAGCGAAUUAUUGGCUGGUACGGCAGUGUUUUGCCGUGUACUCUGUUCGGAGCGUUCGUGCCUACGAAGUUGUGUGUUGCGUGAUAUUUUCGUUCGCGUUUGCAUCUCUGUGUGGAGAACAUAUUUCAACCUCGUGCACGUAUCCUUGUUUUGCUCGUGUUUACGAGUCGAAGCAACGGCGGCAGAACCGCGUUUUCUCUGUCUGCUUCGCCACUACAGGAGACGAGGCUUAUCAGCUCCUUGUUGCACAGAUUUAUUUCGCCAAGAACCAGAUCUCAAGCGCUUUUGAUACUAUCUCCGUUAUGUAGGGCUCCAAUACCCAAGGGUACAUGCGCGAAAGUCUUCGAAACACAGGAAUGACACCCGAAGAGAAUAAGAUGUAGAGCGAACUCCAACGUACUCGUAUGGAUUGUCUGCAAUGGGGCACCUCAUCGCCUGUACCACGCUCUGCUCAGGGAGUACGGAGUUUAAUGUGGCGCAAAAAGUUCGUGAGGUGCUGGUUACGUUGGUCGCGCGAAGCAUCGUUACGGCUAAUAUUAGGCUGAAGUCACUUGCCGUUUCGUGCGACGCCCCUCCCGCCGCCCCCACACGUGCGGAAGGAAUAUGGC